AGGCGUGAGCCACCAUGCCCAGCCUAGAAACCCUUUCUAAACAUGAAUUGAAGCAAGGAGGGGCAGGGAUAGGGGGUGGAGUCAUCAGGCUGGGCCACAGGAGGUGGGAGUGCCAGGGAUUGGCUGGGCCCUGGCCAGAGAGGGGUUAACUACAAAGCAAAUCACAGAGAGCGCGAUCAAUGGGUUACUCGCUGCAGAGAGAGGAAAAGGCAGCAGCAACGCAGAGAGGCAGAGAAGAGCCGAGCAGAAAAGCCUGCCACCUGGGGGAAAUCAGAGACUGAGGAGGAAGUGGCCAGUGGCUACUCUAGAGGGAGUGCCUAACUCCACUCAGCAGAGGGGGCAGAGGAGAGGAGGGGCCUUAAAGGCGAAGGGGGAGAAGUAGAAGGCAGAUCAGUACCUGCAGGGAGGAACCGAGGGGCAGCUGCUGCACCAGAAGGCCCACCCAGCCUGGCCGUUCCACCCAGGAUCAAGCCCACUGCCCAGGGUGGAGGUGCCCGUCUGAUGGGGAGAGAUGGCUGAUGCCCAGAACAUUUCACUGGACAGCCCCGGGAGCGUGGGUGCCAUAGCAGUGCCUGUGGUCUUUGCCUUCAUCUUCCUGCUGGGCACAGCGGGCAAUGGGCUGGUGCUGGCCGUGCUCCUGCAGCCUGGCCCGAGUGCCUGGCAGGAGCCUGGCAGCACCACGGAUCUGUUCAUCCUCAACCUGGCGGUGGCUGACCUCUGCUUCAUCCUGUGCUGCGUGCCCUUCCAGGCCGCCAUCUACACGCUGGACGCCUGGCUCUUCGGGGCCCUCGUCUGCAAGGCUGUGCACCUGCUCAUCUACCUCACCAUGUACGCCAGCAGUUUCACGCUGGCUGCUGUCUCAGUGGACAGGUACUUAGCCGUGCGGCACCCACUGCGCUCGCGGGCCCUGCGCACACCACGCAACGCCCGCGCCGCGGUGGGGCUGGUGUGGCUCCUGGCAGCGCUCUUCUCGGCGCCCUACCUCAGCUACUACAGCACCGUGCGCUAUGGAGCGCUGGAGCUCUGCGUGCCCGCCUGGGAGGACGCGCGCCGCCGCGCCCUGGACGUGGCCACCUUCGCCGCCGGCUACCUGCUGCCCGUGACCGUGGUGAGUCUGGCCUACGGGCGCACCCUGCGCUUCCUGUGGGCCUCCGUGGGACCCGCGGGUGCGGCAGCAGCCGAGGCGCGGCGGAGGGCGACGGGCCGCGCGGGGCGUGCCAUGCUGGCGGUGGCCGCGCUCUACGCGCUUUGCUGGGGCCCGCACCACGCGCUCAUCCUGUGCUUCUGGUACGGCCGCUUCGCCUUCAGCCCGGCCACCUACGCCUGCCGCCUGGCCUCUCACUGCCUGGCCUACGCCAACUCCUGCCUCAACCCGCUCGUCUACGCGCUCGCCUCGCGCCACUUCCGCGCGCGCUUCCGCCGCCUGUGGUCUUGCGGCCGCCGACGCCACCACCGCGCCCGCCGCGCCCUCCGUCGCGUCCGCCCCGUGUCCUCGGGCCCCGUCGGCUGCCCCGGAGAUGCCCGGCCUCGCGGGAGGCUGCUGGUGGGCGGCGUCUGGGGUCCGGAGCCCAGGGAGGGACCCGCCCGCGACGGAGAGGCUGCCCGAGGGCCGGAAUAAACACUGCCGUCUGGAC
Saimiri boliviensis boliviensis (Bolivian squirrel monkey) is the source of this 1634-nucleotide messenger RNA. RefSeq names its product galanin receptor 3 (gene GALR3). Lineage: Eukaryota; Metazoa; Chordata; Mammalia; Primates; Cebidae. The record is from RefSeq and is a predicted model, not a curated record. Gene Ontology annotation, biological process: neuropeptide signaling pathway; negative regulation of adenylate cyclase activity. Gene Ontology annotation, cellular component: plasma membrane. Gene Ontology annotation, molecular function: galanin receptor activity.